Molecule: messenger RNA, 387 nt
Organism: Sparassis crispa
Lineage: Eukaryota; Fungi; Basidiomycota; Agaricomycetes; Polyporales; Sparassidaceae
Exons: 1
Coding region: 1-387 (128 amino acids)
Source: RefSeq, a predicted model, not a curated record
AUGUUCGUGAGGGGCCGCGGCGCGGUUCCCCGCGAGAUUCAGCCCCCACUCCAGCUUGCUUCGGGUCGCCAGAUUUACAGUUCUGACGGGCGCGUUUACAGUCCAGCGGGGCGCUUGUGGGGCCUCCCCCUUUGGGCGAUGCCAGGGCGCCUGUUUUGUUCUCCCCGACCCUCCCUACUGAAUGCGCCCCUCCCUGCUGGCCCUCCCUCGCCCGGAAAAGGGCGGAUAUAUUCGACGUGCACACCGCGCGCCCUCCCGCCGCAGUUUCCGCCUCCUCCUCCCGUGCUGCUCCCUCUCGCGCGCCCCUCACGCCCCGCCCUUCGUGUCGCGGCCGCCGGUUCACAGGGUCCUUCUCGGCGCCGUUCGGCUCGUUCGGCUCGCGCGUGA